CCACUGCCAGAACCCUCACCCCAGCCGUGGAGCCACGGCGAUGGGACAGAACCAUGCCCAGAGGGCCAAGUCCCCCUGCCACAUUCCAGGUGUCAUUCUGCCAUCUGCAAAACACUAACCACGCUGCCUUCUGACCCUCAGCCCUAGACUCAGACACCAGCCUCAAGCUGAUGACUCAAAUGCCAACAGCUCUGGCGGAAUGGUGUUCAAACGCCCCCGCUCAUGGUCUCUUACUCCUCCCAGUGGUUCCCCAGAGUCUAGAAUCUGAGAAGUGAAACUGAACCUGCUACCCCUUUUCUUGAAGGGUGAGGAAGAACCUUUCACGACUUUAUAUCAGGCCUGCUAUUUUUCCUUUGGUCACACACAUGCCCUCGCCAUGAAGGGCUUCACAGCUACCCUCCUUGUCUGCAUGUUGCUUGGGGGCAGCCCUGGGGGAGCCUGGCCCACACACCUUGCCUGCAGGAGCGGUGGCUUGGAGGUGUUCUACCAGAGUUGCGAUCCCUUGCAAGACUUCGGCUUAUCCAUUGACGAGUGUUCCAGAGAAUUAAAGCCAAAUCUCAGCAUUCGAUUUGGACUCAUUCUGAGAGAAGACAUCCGACAGCUGUUUCUGGACGUAACUCUCGUCUCCAAAGGCGUGUCUGUUCUGAACUUCUCCUACCCCAUCUGCGAGGAGGACUUCCCCAAGUUCUCCUUCUGUGGAAGAAGGAAAGGAGAACAGAUUUACUUUGCUGGUCCUGUCAACAACCCUGCAUUUGAUAUUCUCCAGGGUGAAUAUGAGAUUUUGCUAGAACUGUACAAUGAAAACCAUUCCACCGUGGCCUGUGCCAAUGCUACCGUCCUCUGCUCCUGACUGUGGCCGGCAGCAAAAACACAGCUCAGUCUCCUUGGAACUCCAGCUUCCCCAGACUGAGCCUGCCAUGGAAGAAGAACCAAAGGACAACGGAGAAAGGCUCUAUAAAGAAAUCCUCCAAAGAGUGCAGCUGCUAACCUCAGCCCCAGGCUCAGCUGUCUCAACUUCCAGACUUCCCAGAUGCAAGGAAGCCCCCUAAGUCACCUGUUUCCCAGGAGCCCUUGGCAGCCACCAAGAAGUCUCCAGGGUCAUCCUUCCCCUCUAAUUAGUCAGCGGCACAAGACUCGCCUGCAUUUCAACUCCUCGGGUGCACCUGCUCACGGUGACAGGGAAUAAAGAAACUGGCCUGUGACGGA
Oryctolagus cuniculus (rabbit) is the source of this 1206-nucleotide messenger RNA. RefSeq names its product lymphocyte antigen 86 (gene LY86). Lineage: Eukaryota; Metazoa; Chordata; Mammalia; Lagomorpha; Leporidae. The record is from RefSeq and is a predicted model, not a curated record. Gene Ontology annotation, biological process: innate immune response; positive regulation of lipopolysaccharide-mediated signaling pathway.